Messenger RNA from Momordica charantia (bitter melon), 1727 nucleotides. RefSeq names its product alpha/beta-Hydrolases superfamily protein. NCBI's taxonomy places the organism in Eukaryota, Viridiplantae, Streptophyta, Magnoliopsida, Cucurbitales, Cucurbitaceae. Gene Ontology annotation, molecular function: lysophosphatidic acid acyltransferase activity; A2-type glycerophospholipase activity. The record is from RefSeq and is a predicted model, not a curated record. Gene Ontology annotation, biological process: phosphatidic acid biosynthetic process; lipid homeostasis.
AUUUUAUUAAUUUGCUUCCUCGCCAAGUCGGCGAAGUCGUAUGGCGGGCCGGUGGACGAACACCGUUCAACAUUUAUAGGACAACGCUUGAAUCGCAGAGGAAUGGUUGAAUUUUUGUUCGUUUCAUGACCAUAAAUCGUCUGCGGAUUUCGAGCUCAUUCGCGAAAAUGGCGGAAGAGAUCAGUAAGGCCGGACUCGGAACCUCCACUUCUACCGCUGAGAAGGCGAAAUCGAGAUCUUUGUGGCCCUCUGUUCUCCGUUGGAUUCCCACGUCGACCGAUCAAAUCAUCGCCGCCGAAAAGCGACUUCUCUCUCUUGUCAAGACUCCCUAUGUCCAAGAACGGGUUAGCAUUGGUUCUGGCCCGCCAGGAUCGAAAGUUAGGUGGUUUCGUUCUUCAAGUGAUGAGGCUAGAUUUAUCAACACUGUCACAUUCGACGGCAAAGCUGAGUCUCCGACUCUUGUAAUGAUUCACGGUUAUGCUGCUUCCCAAGGUUUCUUCUUCCGAAAUUUUGAUGCUCUUGCCAGUCGCUUCCGGGUCAUUGCCAUCGAUCAACUUGGGUGGGGUGGAUCUAGCAGGCCUGAUUUUACAUGCAGAAGCACUGAAGAAACUGAAGCUUGGUUUAUAGAUUCUUUUGAGGAAUGGCGAAAAGCAAAAAAUAUCAGCAACUUUAUUUUACUUGGACACUCAUUUGGCGGAUAUGUUGCAGCUAAAUAUGCUCUCAAGCAUCCUGAGCACAUUAAACACCUAAUUUUAGUUGGACCGGCCGGAUUUUCUUCAGAGUCAGAUGCCAAGUCUGAGUGGAUUACACGGUUUAGAGCUACAUGGAAAGGAGCGGUAUUGAGUCAUUUGUGGGAGUCAAAUUUUACUCCACAGAAGCUUGUCAGAGGUUUGGGUCCCUGGGGUCCAGAUCUUGUUCGCAGAUAUACAAGUAAUAGGUUUGGAACAUACUCAAUUGGAGAUAUAUUGAGUGAUGAAGAAUCCAGAUUGUUGACAGAUUAUGUAUAUCACACGUUAGCAGCCAAAGCUAGUGGAGAAUUGUGCUUGAAAUAUAUUUUCGCAUUUGGUGCAUUUGCUCGGAUGCCGCUUCUACAAAGUGCUUCUGAAUGGAAAGUUCCUACAACAUUUAUCUACGGUUACCAAGAUUGGAUGAAUUAUCAAGGCGCUCAAGAAGCUCGCAAGUGUAUGAAGACCCCGUGCGAAAUAUUACGGGUUCCUCAGGCUGGGCACUUUGUGUUUAUAGACAACCCUAGUAGUUUUCACUCGACAGUCUUCUACGCAUGCCGAAGAUUCCUCUCCCCCGACCCUGAUAAAGAACUCUUACCCGAAGGUAUAAUAUCUGCCUGAAGUCCACACCACACGUUUUGCAUACAAAUUCAAAAGGAGAAGAGCAAUUUAUGGAACAGAUUGUUCCUCUUAUAUCAAUUCUUCAAUGUAUACUAUUUAUGAAAGCUAUGUUGCUUUUGUACUUAUUGUAGUUUGAAUGUAGCGCAUAGCAGUACAGUACUGUAUUGCAACAAAUACGGGGUGUGCUGAUUUAAACCUCCAACUUCAACGAGAACGAGAGGAGAUAUAUAUUUUUAUUGUCGAGUUAUUGUGCUGAUUUGAACCUCCAACUUCAACAAGAACGAAAGGAGUUAUAUAUUUUUAUCGUCGAGUUAUUGUGCUGAUUUGAACCUCCAAUUUCAACAAGAACGAGAGGAGUUAUAUAUUUUUAUUGUCGAGUUA